AAGCAAAGACAAUUUCUCUAGAAAUAAUCAUGACUGAUAAUUUUACAUGUAACAGGACAGAUGGAGACAAUACAGAUUUCCGGUACUUCAUUUAUGCAGUGACAUACACUGUAAUUCUUGUGCCAGGUCUCAUAGGGAACAUAUUAGCCUUGUGGGUAUUUUAUGGCUAUAUGAAGGAAACCAAAAGGGCUGUGGUAUUUAUGAUAAACUUAGCCAUUGCUGACUUAUUACAGAUUCUCUCUCUGCCACUGAGGAUCUUUUACUACUUGAACCAUGACUGGCCAUUUGGUCCUGGUCUCUGCAUGUUUUGUUUCUACCUGAAAUAUGUUAACAUGUAUGCCAGCAUCUACUUCUUGGUCUGCAUCAGUGUGCGAAGAUUUUGGUUUCUCAUGUAUCCCUUUCGUUUCAAUGACUGCAAGCAAAAAUAUGACUUGUAUAUCAGCAUUGUUGGCUGGCUGAUCAUCUGCCUUGCCUGCCUACUCUUUCCUCUCUUGAGAACCAAUGAUGAUACUUCAGGUAACAGAACCAAAUGCUUUGUGGAUCUUCCUAUCAGGGAUGUCAAUCUGGCCCAAUCUGUUGCCAUGAUAACUAUUGGAGAGGUAGUUGGGUUUGUUACUCCUCUUAUGAUUGUUCUAUACUGUACCUGGAAGACAGCUUUAUCAUUACAAAAUAAAUACCCCAUUUCUCAACAUCUUGGAGAGAAAAAGAAAGCCCUGAAGAUGAUUCUGACCUGUGCAGGAGUGUUUCUAAUUUGCUUUGCGCCUUAUCACUUCAGCUUUCCUUUAGAUUUCCUGGUUAAGUCCAAUGAAAUUAAGAGCUGCUUAGCCAGAAGAGUGAUUCUAAUAUUUCAUUCUGUGGCCCUGUGUCUGGCAAGUCUGAACUCUUGCCUCGACCCAGUAAUAUAUUAUUUCACCACUAAUGAGUUCAGAAGACGUCUUUCAAGACAAGAUUUGCCUGAUAGCAUCCAACUUCAUACAAAACCAUACAAAAUUGUGAGUAACCAUGCUACUUCUACCAUGGCAGCUGAACUAUGCUAAAUAAAACCAAGAACUGAAAGUGGCCUGGACUGACAGUACCAGAACACAUUUGCAGUACCACAGC
Arvicanthis niloticus (Nile rat) is the source of this 1101-nucleotide messenger RNA. The record is from RefSeq and is a predicted model, not a curated record. NCBI's taxonomy places the organism in Eukaryota, Metazoa, Chordata, Mammalia, Rodentia, Muridae.